AUGCUAUCUUAUUCGUCGCCUUCAUUUUCUUACGUAAUUUUGGUGAUUUUGUUCGGCGUGGUUUUUGUUGCAAAUGCACAAAUUCCACAAAAACCAGCGGAUGAUUCAUUUGAUUUGGUCGAUUCAAAUAAUGAUGGAAAGUUGUCCGAAAAUGAAUUAGUCACUUUUAUGAGAAAACGAGGAAGAAGAGAUGGAAAAGGUAUACGGUAGUUUUUGAAGGAAUACAAAUUUUAGAUGUUUGUAAAGUUGAGAAUGUUUCUACAUUUUUUGAAAUUUUUGAAAAAAGUUUCAUAAUAAGAAAACAUGAGAAUUCCAAAUAAAUGGUUUUCAGACACAUUUUUUUUCUAUAGUAAAAGUUCCAUCAAUGAUUCUAAUUUUUCAAAAAAAAAUUUAUAAUUCGAAAAAAAUCUGGAAUUAAUUCCCAAAUCUCCACAGAGUUCACGUUUAAAAAAUUGUUUUUUUUUUCAAAAUUUUCAUUUUCAAGAAAAUCUAGAUUUGUCGCUUUUUUUUAAAUUAGAUAUUCCGUAAUUUCAAGUUAAAAUACCAAAAACUAUAUCAAAAUGUUUCCAGAAUUCUUUGCUCGCUUCGAUUUGGAUCGUAAUGGACAUCUUGAUAUUUCUGAAUUUGUGCCAUUAGUUUAUGAAAUGAGCCGUAGACCAGUUGAUUUGGAUUAUGAAUUCUACAAAAAAAUGGAUCUGAAUGACGAUGGAAUUGUUGACAAAAACGAAGUUCAAAAAUUAAGACAAGAAAGCAAUGAUCGAAUUAUUGAUGGAAUUCUAGCAAUUGCUGAUAUUAACAGAGAUGGACAAUUAACAUAUGAAGAAUUCAAAGGACAUUUAUCUGGAGAACAACCAAAACCAGUAAAUGAGCAAAGAGAUACUGCAAAUCAAUUGUUGGCUUUUAUUGAUUAUAAUGGAGAUAAUAGAUUAGACAAAUUGGAACUCUUCAAUUUUUCACAAAAAACAUCGACAAACAAAGUGUCAAAAAAUGAAGUUGAUGAAAUAUUCGAAAUGUUGGAUAAGAAUUCCGAUGGAUUUUUGGAGCAAAACGAAUUGAUUCAAUUGGCUCAACAAUUCUCGACUCUUACUAAAUCAAUCCCAAGAGUUUAG
Caenorhabditis angaria is the source of this 1109-nucleotide messenger RNA. The record is from the annotation of a GenBank genome assembly. NCBI's taxonomy places the organism in Eukaryota, Metazoa, Nematoda, Chromadorea, Rhabditida, Rhabditidae.